AUGGCAGGCCGCAUGGUCCGCCCGUCGGCAUCGCAGUACCUUCCCCUGCCCUCCGACGACGUCGCUGAUGACGACUCCGCGUCGCCGCUCGACACGUUCUCCGCCUCCUCGUCUGCGUCUGCCUCGCUGCGUCGAAUCACCAGCGACAACGACGACGACGACGACGGCAUCUCCGACCACGACCUCCGCACGCUCCGCCGCGUAUCCGACCGUCUCCCCGCGGCAGCCUGGCUCGUGGCCGUCGUCGAGCUCUGCGAACGGUUCACGUACUACGGUCUCACCGGCCCGUUCAUGAACUACAUGCAGAACCCCGCGCACGACUCCCUCCGGCCUGGCGCGAUCGGACUCGGCCAGAGCCGCGCGUCCGCGCUGAACUACUUCUUCCAGUUCUGGUGCUAUGUCACGCCAAUCGUCGGCGCUGUCGUCGCGGACCAGUAUCUCGGCAAGUUCAAGACGAUCUCGAUCUUUGCCGGAAUCUACGCGGUCGGACUGGCAAUCAUCUUUGGCACUUCUUUCCCGGCCGCGAUUGACGCAGGCGCGUCGCUGGGCGGCCUUGUGACGGCGAUGAUUGUCAUCGGACUCGGCACGGGAGGCAUCAAGUCGAACGUGUCGCCGCUGAUUGCAGAGCAAUACACAAACACAAAGAAGUACAUCAAAGAGCUCAAGUCCGGCGAGCGCGUGAUUGUCGACCCCGCGGUGACGAUCCAGUCGUUGUUUAUGAUCUUUUACCUCUGCAUCAACGUCGGCUCGUUGUCCGCCAUCGCCACCACCGAGCUCGAGCUCAACGUCGGAUUCUGGGCGGCUUAUCUCCUGCCGUUCCUGUUCUUCUUUGUCGGCAUCUUCUGCCUUAUCGCCGGACACAAGGUCUACGUCAAGAAGCCACCCACGGGCUCUGUCAUCCCGCACGCGUUCAGACUCGUCGUCAUCGGCGCCGUCAACCGGAACCUCAACUACGCGCGCCCAUCAGUCAGAGCCGAGCUCGGACUCUCGGCCGUUCCCUGGACGAACCACUUCGUGGACGAAGUAUCCCGCGCGCUGGUCGCCUGCCGCGUCUUUGUCUUCUACCCGAUCUACUGGCUCGUGUACGGGCAGAUGCUCAACAACUUCAUCAGCCAAGCCGGCUCGAUGAACACGCACGGCAUCCCGAACGACAUCAUGCAAAACAUCGACCCGAUCGCAAUCAUCAUCUUCAUCCCGAUCUGCGACAGCUUCCUGUACCCGUACCUCCGCAAGGUCGGCAUCCCGUUCAAGCCCAUCACGCGCAUCUUCUUCGGCUUCGUCUUCGCCGCCCUCGCAAUGGCUUACGCCGCCAUCGUCCAGCACAUGAUCUACACCUCCGGCCCGUGCUACGAAUACCCGCUCGCCUGCCCCGCGUCCGAGAACGGCCAGAUCCCGAACGACAUCCACGUCGCGGUGCAAACCCCCGCAUACUUCUUCAUCGCGCUCUCCGAGAUCUUCGCCUCCGUCACCGGCCUCGAGUACGCAUACACCAAGGCCCCCGCGUCGAUGAAGUCUUUUGUAAUGUCCCUCUUCCUCCUGACCAACGCCUUUGGCGCCGCCAUCGGCAUCGCCAUCUCGCCGACCGCAAAGGACCCGGAUAUGGUCUGGACAUACACCUCGCUCGCAAUUAUCACGCUCUUCUUUGGCGGGUUGUUCUGGAUCAUCUUUAGUAAGUAUAAUAAGGAUGAGGAUGGGCUCAAUGAGCUUGACGCGGCGGAGUCGGAUGAUUUUACGGAGAGGUUGCAGGCUGAUGCGAGGGGGACUGAGAAUAUCGCAUAG
Myxozyma melibiosi is the source of this 1779-nucleotide messenger RNA. RefSeq names its product putative MFS peptide transporter. Gene Ontology annotation, cellular component: plasma membrane; fungal-type vacuole. NCBI's taxonomy places the organism in Eukaryota, Fungi, Ascomycota, Lipomycetes, Lipomycetales, Lipomycetaceae. Gene Ontology annotation, biological process: transmembrane transport; oligopeptide transport. Bases 1 to 1779 code for a protein of 592 amino acids. The record is from RefSeq and is a predicted model, not a curated record. Gene Ontology annotation, molecular function: tripeptide transmembrane transporter activity. The transcript has 2 exons.